Messenger RNA from Spirodela intermedia, 907 nucleotides. NCBI's taxonomy places the organism in Eukaryota, Viridiplantae, Streptophyta, Magnoliopsida, Alismatales, Araceae. The record is from the annotation of a GenBank genome assembly.
AUGGAGGAAGAAGAAGAAGAAGAAGAAGAACGAACGAGAGAGAAAGUGGGGAGAGAGAGAGAGAGAGAGCACCUGAAGGACUACGUCAGAGACCACCUGAUCCAUGGUCAUGCUCUUGAAAGGGACCAUCCCCGUCUGCAUCUCCCACAAGAGGAGCCCGAAGCUGUACACGUCCACCUUCCGGUCGUAGGGUUCCCGCUUGAUCAUCUCCGGCGCAUUCCACUUGCUCCUAUCCACCGGCUCGCUCCGUCCUUCUUCGCACGCUCCUCCGAACCCGUCGAUUAUCGUCAUGCAUGACGAUUCUUCGUCGACGACGAGGAUGUUCUCUGGGGUGAGAUUGCGGUGGACGAUCCCCUCUGCGUGGACGUGCGCCAUCCCCCGAGCUAUGUUCAGGGCGAUGGCGAUGAGCUUCCUCAGGUCGAGAGGCCGGUUCCACGACCGGCAGAGCAGGUCUCUCAGGGAGCCGCCGGCGUGGCAAUACUCGGUGGCGAUGUACCAGGAAUCCAGCAGGAUUUCCCCCGCCGCCACCAUCUUCACAGAGGAUCAACCAGAAUCCGUCAGGACAUUCAUCCAUGUAUAAACCUGCUAUUUUCAUCUGCAUAGAAUGAUGUUCAUGGUGUAUACCUUGAUCACGUUGGGAUGGUUCAGGCGAGUUAGGAAGUGGGUUUCCCUGAUGAACCGGAUCUUCAGGGUUACACGGAGAAGGCCGUCGGCCGGCAGCGUAAUGACCUUCACUGCGACGGGUCGGUCUCCGUAAAUGCCGCGGUAGAGGACGCCGAAAUCGUCGCAGCCGCCAAGAGAGCCGCCGGAAACCCUAGACCCCACGUACAGCCUGGGGGGUCCCCUUGUUUCUUCUCUUUCUUCCAAGCUCUCUACUGAAUGAACCCUCCUCUUCCUCAUCAAGUAA